AUGGACUGGAUCGACGAGCGGCCGGAGCUGGACCCGGCGAACGCCGUGACCUACCGCCACCUCGCCGAACCGCAGCGCGCGAACCUCAGCUGCUGCGGCCGGCCGCCCGUCGCCUGCCCCGCCGAGAAGCCGCCGCUGGCCUGCCUGCUCGCGCGCGUGCCCUUCGGCGAGCCGCCGGCGUGCGUCGCGCGGCGCUUCGCGUGCUGCCUCCGCCACUGGGCCGUCGAGCGCUUCGCGCUCCACGAGGCCUACGCGGGCAAGACGCACGUGCGAUGCAACGGCAAGACCUGGGACGUCGCGGAGCUCCGCGCGGACGACGUGCUCUUCGACCACCGGUCGCUGCACAAGUUGUGCGCGGCGUUCAACCCGCACUGCCUCUUCGUCUGGGAGCAGACGGAGUACCCGCCGCCGGACCAGCGCCACGCGUCCCUGGCGAACGUCAGCGUCGUCGUGAAGAUGGGCGACCCCUGGUUCCAGGUCCACAACGCGCCCGGAGACGCGCUCGUGCUCGCGAACAACCCGCUGGCGAAUCCCCUGAUCCGACGGGGCGCGCCGACGCUCGCGGUGCCCAGCGGCGUCAAGCGCGGGCCCCAGCUGCGAGACGAGUGCCGCGCGCGGCCCAAGGCGCUCAAGGUGCGGUGCGCGGGCGUGAACCUGCACCGGGGCCGGCGGCAGAAGUUCGACGAGCUCCGCGCGCGGGGCCUCUGCGACGGCGACCCGCUCUACGACCGCGGGUCCCACCUCCGCAGCGGCCGCCUCGACCCGGCGGACUACUUCGCGAGGCUCGCGGAGGCGGCCUACGCCCCGUCGAUGCCCGGCGUCGGCUGGCAGAACUACCGCGACACGGAGGCCGUCGUCGCGGGCGCCGUGCCCAUCCUCGAGACGCCGCCCCUGCUGCCGGAGCGCGGCUACUUCGACGCGCUCCUCGACGAGCUGCCCCACGUCCGCGUGCGGUCCUGGCUCUCCUUCGCGGAGCCGCCCGAGGACGUCCUCUACUCGGACUGGGACAAGCUCCGCCUCGAGGACCUCCCCGACGGGCCGCCGGCCGGCGACGCGCGCAAGUUCUACCUCCCCUUCUACCUCUACCACGUCUUCGACGCGCUCCUCAGGGCCGGCGUGACGCGGCCGACCUCGCCGGAGAACCCGGCCCGCGUCAAGGUGACCGCGCCGCCGGGCCGCGUCGGCAAGUACCCCUACCUCGACCCGAACGCCGCCGGCUGCCGCUGGUUCGACCCGGACGCCGCGUCGGCGUUUCAGCAGCUCUCGGCGCGGCGACGGCACGGCACGGCGCUCCGCGCGACGCGCUGGUUCGUCAAGACGGAGCAGUUCUGCGCGCCGUUCCCUGUGGUGAAGCCCCACCUCGAGGCGCACCGCGCCUGGGUCACGGAGCUGCGCGACGGCGGCGCGACGAUCACGUCGGGCUACCGCGUCGACGGCGAGGGCAAGCCCGGCGGCGGCGGCAUGCUCUUUUUCGCCGCCGACUCCUACGCGGACGCCGAGGCGCUCGUGCGGCGGGAUCCGCUCGUCGCCGCGGAGGUCGUCGACUGGCGGCUGAACGAGUGGAUCAGCGAGGUCGGCGGUAUCGAGCUCACCUAG
Aureococcus anophagefferens is the source of this 1596-nucleotide messenger RNA. RefSeq lists its product as hypothetical. Lineage: Eukaryota; Pelagophyceae; Pelagomonadales; Pelagomonadaceae. The record is from RefSeq and is a predicted model, not a curated record. The coding region runs from base 1 to 1596 and encodes 531 amino acids. The transcript is spliced from 3 exons.